Messenger RNA from Didymella exigua CBS 183.55, 2787 nucleotides. RefSeq lists its product as uncharacterized. Gene Ontology annotation, molecular function: protein binding; histone H3K36 methyltransferase activity. The coding region runs from base 1 to 2787 and encodes 928 amino acids. Gene Ontology annotation, cellular component: chromosome; chromatin; nucleus. The transcript has 3 exons. The record is from RefSeq and is a predicted model, not a curated record. NCBI's taxonomy places the organism in Eukaryota, Fungi, Ascomycota, Dothideomycetes, Pleosporales, Didymellaceae. Gene Ontology annotation, biological process: regulation of DNA-templated transcription.
AUGUCGGACAGCGAGAGUGAAAGAAAGUCGGCUCGGCUCGAGCCUGAGUUGCGCGAUAUGAAGCUAGAGGAAGGCGCGACCCUGAGCGCACGCGAGGGCGAUGGCAUACAGGUAAAGGCGGAAGUAGCAGACCCGCCCACACCCUCUGCAAUUCCACCUCGACUCAAGAUGUCUCGAUUCAAGUCCCAAUCGCCUGCACCGAAGCACGAUUCCGAAGCGUCAUCGCCGGCCGACAGCACCAAAGAAGAGGUCGUUGGAGGAGACAUUGUGCUGAAGAUGGAGCCUGGGCCAGGAGGCAGAGCUCUCAAGCUCUCGCGCAGCGCCACACAAAAAGUCGUUUCACGCGCCCCACCGCUCUAUCUCGACCUUCCAGACUCUACAGAAGCAGCCAAAGAGACGUUCGUUGUCCUUCCAGAGUGCACGUACUCGAACAAAUACAUUGGCACGACCGACCCAGCCCUUGAAUGCGAUUGUAGCGAAGAGUGGGAUGUGGUUACGAAACGAAACAAUGCCUGCGGCGAAGACUCCGACUGCAUCAACCGUGCUACCAAGAUGGAGUGCGUGGGUGACUGCAGUUGCGGCCGGAAAUGUCAGAAUCAGCGGUUCCUGCGCAAACAAUACGCCGAUGUCACAGUGAUGAAGACAGAUAAGAAAGGGUUCGGUUUGCGAGCCAACAAAGACCUGGUCUCCGGAGAUUUUAUCUUCGAGUACAUUGGCGAGGUCAUUGAUGAGAGGACUUUUCGUCGCCGUAUGAUUCAGUAUGAUCAGGAAGGCAUCAAGCACUUUUACUUCAUGUCUUUGACUAAAGGCGAAUUUGUGGAUGCAACCAAAAAAGGCAAUCUGGGACGAUUUUGCAACCACUCUUGCAACCCAAAUUGUUUCGUGGACAAGUGGGUUGUUGGUGACAAGCUUCGCAUGGGCAUAUUCGCCGAGCGCAAGAUCAAGGCCGGUGAAGAGUUGGUCUUCAACUACAAUGUCGAUCGAUAUGGAGCGGAUCCCCAGCCUUGCUACUGUGGCGAGCCCAAUUGUUCGGGUUUCAUUGGUGGCAAGACGCAAUCCGACAACGCCACAAAGCUCUCUCACGCCACGAUUGAAGCGCUUGGAAUCGAUGACGGCGAUGGUUGGGACACAGCUGUCCAUACCAAGAAGCCUCGCAAGAAGAAGGUCAGCGAAGAUGACGAAGAAUACGUCAAUGAUUUGCAGCCACGGUCACUUGAAGACGAUGGAGUCCCUAAAGUCAUGGCAGCUCUGCGACAAUGCACGGAGAAGUGGAUUGCGGUCAAGCUACUCAGCCGUAUUCAGCAAAGUGACAACGACAAGGUUGGCCAUCGUAUCAUUCGUAUGCACGGCUAUGAGACCCUCAAGAAGACCCUCACUACGUGGAUAGACGACUUCAAUGUCGUUACGCAGGUCCUCGAUAUCUUGCACAAGCUGCCGCGCAUUACCCGUAACAAGAUCCAAGAUUCUAAAAUCGAGGAGGCGGUAGAGAACCUCAAGAGCUGUGGCGACGAACAUGUCGAGGAGUCCGCAGAUAAGCUGCUCACAGCCUGGAGUAAAUUGGAGGUUGCUUACCGGAUACCGCGCAUGAAGCGGGACCCCAACGCAAGCACCCCUGUCCGCACCGAGAACCACUUCGAGCGUCGCGAGAGAGGUCGAGAGCGAUCAAGAUCUAGAUCAAAGUCUCCGUCACUUACGUCGGCGCCGAAGGGUCCAGCUAGCCUAAACGCACCCUCAGGGCCCCGUGUAAUCAACGCGCCUCGAGGGCCCGCGAGUGGGUUUUUCCAAGGUCCGCGCCCUGCUCCUCGACCGAGAACUUUCAAUCCACUGCCGCCCGGUUGGUUCCAAGCCACCUCAGACAAUGGCUCAACUUACUACUACAACUCCUUGGGCACUACACAAUGGCAGCGACCGACAAUGCCAGCAAGCCAACCGCCACCGCCACCACCAAAAUCUAAAACCGAUACGCAACUCUUGCAAGACAUCAUAUCUAGCAUUACCGCACAUGUGGCACCUACCGUACCAUCAGCCUCGACGACCCCACAGCCUGCCACAGACGAGUUCCAAGAAAGGAAGUACAAAAGCGAGAAGUGGCGUAGCCUGCCUCAAGAGAAGCAGGAAAGGAUGUACGAGGCAACGCUCUCUUCACAUGUCAUGGCUGUCGCUGCGCAUUACCGUAAGAAGCUGGAGAAGGACGAUCUUAAGCGCUUGUCAAAAGAAGUUGCCAAGAAGCUCGUCAGGGGUGACUACAAGUCUGGGCGCGUCAAGGAUCCUGCUGCAAAGAUCAGUUCGAAGCAUGAGAAGACUGUGAAGAACUAUGUGAAGGACUUCAUGGAUAAGGCAGUCAAGAAGAAGGACGAACGAGAGAAGGCCAGAGCAGCUCGUGGCGAAGCAGCACACGACGACAAGGAUGCAACACCGGAGACGCCACAGAUUGACGUUGAUGGGACACCAGGAGCGGCUUCGCCAACUGACUUCUCCUCAGAGCUGAAGCGCAAGCGUGAAGAUGAAGCAGACGAGUCAUCACGGAACAUACGAUCGCGGACGGACGAGCCUCCGGCACCGCCUCCACCACCGCCGCCUCCAGCGGGUGGCAUGCCUAUGGACACAGAGGAGGCUGACCUGACGCCAAUGGAUGAUGGAUCAAUGGGCUCUUUCACAGAAGGCACACCUUCCAAUGGAAAGCUGGCCCUACGAGUGAGCGAUCAGGCCAGUCCGAUGCAGCUUGCCACUCCUCCAACCAAUGGCUCGGGAGAAGGUAAAAGCACUGCUAGUAGUAACCUACUGUAG